Messenger RNA from Tribolium madens (black flour beetle), 1683 nucleotides. Its product is annotated as phospholipase A2 group XV-like. NCBI's taxonomy places the organism in Eukaryota, Metazoa, Arthropoda, Insecta, Coleoptera, Tenebrionidae. Gene Ontology annotation, biological process: lipid metabolic process. The record is from RefSeq and is a predicted model, not a curated record. The transcript is spliced from 4 exons. The coding region runs from base 341 to 1546 and encodes 401 amino acids.
GAAAUAGUUCAAAGUUCAAGAAAUCUAUUUGUGAUUGCGAUCAUCUGAUGUUUCACCCGCGUCAGCAAUACCUCCAAAAAUAGUUUUAUUUCAGUUUAGCUCACAUAAAAUUCAAUUUUUGUCCUUGUUCAGUUAAUAAACAAUUCGCUGCCACUGUUGACAAACGUCAAAAUCAUCUGGUCAAUAAUUGUCAAUUGUAUCCAAAUAUCAGUGUUUUUCAAUAAGAAAAUAUCAUGGUCGAUUUAAAUCGUCCCAACGAAACGACCUGAGUGAGUCAAUUUAAUUAUUUUCUUCCCAGUCAGGUCAAAAUUAACCGUGAAAAAGCAAAAUUUUCUCGACGAUGUCAGCUUCACAUAACCUCAAAAUCUAUAGUUUUUUCCUUAUUUUGGCGGUAGCCCGUGGCGGUUUAAACCCCAUUGUAUUAAUCCCAGGCGAUGGAGGGUCUCAAGUCGAAGCCAGACUCAACAAAUCAACUUCGGUGCAUUACAUUUGUGAAAAGACAACGUCGGAUUUUUUCAACAUAUGGCUCAACAUGGAGUUGCUGGUCCCCCUUGUUAUUGACUGUUGGAUUGACAAUAUUAAAUUGAUCUAUGACAAUGAGACGCGAACAACACGGAAUAAUGACGGGGUCGAGAUCAGGAUACCCGGGUUUGGGGGCACCGAUGCAGUGGAGUGGCUGGAUCCGAGCCAUGCCUCUGCAGGUGCGUAUUUUAACAGCAUUGCCAAGACUUUAGUGAGUCUGGGACAUGAAAGAAAUAAGACGAUCAAGGGGGCACCUUACGACUUCCGGAAAGCACCUAACGAAAAUCAACAAUUUUUUAUCGAUCUUAAAUCCCUAAUUGAACAAACAUACACGGAAAAUAACAAUCAGCCCGUUAUUAUCAUCGCACAUUCGAUGGGGGGCCCCAUGUCCCUCUUUUUCCUCAAUCAGCAAACCCAAGACUGGAAAGACAAGUACAUCAAGUCUUUGGUUACACUUAGUGGGGCUUGGGGGGGCUCAGUGAAAGCUGUCAAAGUCUACGCCAUUGGGGACGACUUGGGGUCUUACGUUUUGAGGGAAAGCGUCAUGAGGGAGGAACAAAUCACCUCCCCCAGCCUUGCGUGGCUCCUCCCCUCCAAACUCUUCUGGAAACCCGACGAAGUCUUGAUUCAAACCGAGCGAAAAAAUUUCAGUUUGAGCAAUUUACAGGAGUUUUUCCAAGCGAUUAAUUUCCCCGUCGGUUGGGAAAUGCGAAAAGACACGGAAAAGUUUCAAUUGGAUUAUAGACCGCCAGGGGUUGAGGUGCAUUGUUUGUACGGAGUUGGAGUUGAUACAGUGGAAAGAUUGUAUUACAAGCCCGGGACGUGGUUGGAUGGUUACCCGACCUUGAUUAACGGUGAUGGGGAUGGCACUGUAAACCGUAAGUCGCUUGAAGGGUGUCUCCAUUGGGGGAAUCUCCAAAAACAGAAAGUCUACUCGAAGCAACUUCCCAAAGUUGAUCAUAUGCAAAUUCUCAAAAAUAAAGACGUUUUGAGCUACAUUGCGAAUCUCAUAAACGACGUGUGAUGAUAUUGUUACCUAGAUUUAAAAAUUUGACUAAGAUUUAACGCUGUUACUUCCCUUCUCUUCCUGUUUUUGAGUGGUUUUUAUUUAUGUUUUAUAUUUUGUAAUAUGUCAUCGAAAAUGAUAAAAAUUUUGACCUA